Staurois parvus is the source of this 352-nucleotide messenger RNA. The record is from the annotation of a GenBank genome assembly. Lineage: Eukaryota; Metazoa; Chordata; Amphibia; Anura; Ranidae.
UCAUGCUGCUGCCAAGUCCAGAGUCUCUCAUGGGUCCCUGUACGGCCUCCCAUUGCUGCUGUCUCCAUCGCCACACUCUGCUGCCAUGUGCCACUUUCAGGUCUCUUCACACUGCUGGUGUGUUAAAUUUUUUGACAUAGGGUGCAGGCAGAUUACGGGCCUCACCAUAGCUGCUGCCAGGCCCCUAAUCUGCCAUGGGCCCCUAUAUACCGCCUCCUCAUGCUGCUGCCAAGUCCAGAGUCUCUCAUGGGUCCCUGUACGGCCUCCCAUUGCUGCUGUCUCCAUCGCCACACUCUGCUGCCAUGUGCCACUUUCAGGUCUCUUCACACUGCUGGUGUGUUAAUUUUUUGAC